Juglans regia (Persian walnut) is the source of this 2524-nucleotide messenger RNA. Its product is annotated as cell division control protein 45 homolog. The transcript has a single exon. Bases 547 to 2328 code for a protein of 593 amino acids. Gene Ontology annotation, molecular function: DNA replication origin binding; chromatin binding; single-stranded DNA binding. Gene Ontology annotation, cellular component: DNA replication preinitiation complex. The record is from RefSeq and is a predicted model, not a curated record. NCBI's taxonomy places the organism in Eukaryota, Viridiplantae, Streptophyta, Magnoliopsida, Fagales, Juglandaceae. Gene Ontology annotation, biological process: DNA replication initiation; double-strand break repair via break-induced replication; mitotic DNA replication preinitiation complex assembly.
UCUCUCUCUCUCUCUCUCUCUCUUCUGAGAUCUGAUAGUGUGGAGCUGAACGGUGAGAGUACCUCCGAAAUUUCUCUUCGGACUCUUACAAAUCUCAGGUACUUCGAGUCCCAAUUUCCUUUUCAUUUUCCACCACUUCCCUUCUCUUUCAUUUUAUAAUUUCUACCAGUUCCUCUUCCUCUCUCUCGCUCUCUCCAGAAUUCUAUUUAUUUCUCUCUGCCUCAGACAGCUAAUUAGAUUAUAUUUGAUAUACUCAUAAAUCAAUUCCUUCAUGAGGUCAUCCAUUGAGUAGAAAUCAGAAUCGUCCAAUCAGUUUCUUAGUCAAUUAUUUUGUAAUUUUCUCGAGAUUUUGAUUUCUUCUAUGGGUUUCCAAGGUUUCUUUGUGAAAACUGCUGAUUGCCUUUAAGUUCGUGAACCCAUUUGAGCAAUUAUGUAAGCAAACCCGAAGGGGCUUAUGGGUAAUUUGCAAACUGAUUUGGUGUUUAUGUUUCAUUCAUAAAAAAGAAAUCUUGGUUAGUUUACGUCUAUGCCCAGUUGAGUGGUAUUAUGGUGAGGGAGCAAAGGAUUGAGUCGUUUUAUGCAAAACUUCGCGAAUCUGUGGCGGCUUCUUCGUACUCUCCUCUGCUCAUAUUCCCAUCCACCUCUGACGUGGAUUCACUCUGUGCCCUCAAGAUCAUUUUCCAUGUCCUCGAAUCUGAUUCCAUUCGAUACGCAUGUUAUCCUGUCUCAUCGUUUCAGGAAAUUCACAAAUACGUUGGGCAGAGUUUGUCUUCUUCUAAAGAGCCCGUUUCAAUUCUUUUAAUAAAUUGGGGGUGCCAUCGGGAUUUAAGGAAAAUCCUGAAUUUAGGCCCAGAAGCUCAUGUAUUUGUGGUUGAUAGUCACCGACCUAUUCACUUGCACAAUUUGAGUGAUCAGAACGAUAGGGUGGUUGUGCUUUAUACGCGGGACGAUGAGCACCAGACUGAUUUGGCGUAUGAUUUUGAUGUUUCGGCUCUGGCAAGUGCGAGUGAUUUGAAUAGCGAUGAUGAGCCUGAUGUGGAAUCAGAGAGUGAAGAUGAGAACGAUAGUGAAAGCGAGGAAGAGGAGGAUGAGGGUGGGUCAAGGAAGCGGAGGAAGGUUUCGGAAGAAAAUAAGGAAGACCCACUUCAUGUGUUCCGUAAACUGAAGAGGGAGUAUUAUCACAUGGGUACUUUCCAUGGAAAGCCGUCUGGGUGUUUGAUGUAUGAUUUGUCACAUUCUUUGAGGAAGAAUACGAAUGAGUUGCUUUGGUUGGCUUGUGUUUCAUUAACUGAUCAAUUUGUUCAUGAGAGGUUAACUGAUGAGAGGUACCAAGCUGGGGUUAUGGAGCUUGAACAGCAUAUCAACAGCUCUGGGAAUUUGGAAGCAGUAACUUCGGUGACUCUCAAAGAUGGGACAAAAAUUCAAGCACCCAAUGCGUCUAGAAUUGCAUAUGAAGAUGAACCGAGACUAAUGCUAUUACAGGAGUGGAAUUUAUUUGAUUCAAUGUUGUGCUCUUCGUAUAUUGCGACUAAAUUGAAAACAUGGAGCGAUAAUGGAAUGAAAAAGCUCAAGCUUCUUCUAGCCCGGAUGGGAUUUGCUCUUGUGGAUUGCCAACAGAAGUUUCAGUACAUGAAUCUCGAAGUAAAACGAAAGAUGAAAGAUGAGUUUGGUAGGUUUUUACCUGAGUACGGGCUUACCGAUUUCUACUACCGGAGUUUCUUGCGGUUACAUAGUUAUCGCUCAAGGGUGUCAGCAGCAGAUGUGGUGUAUGGAGUUACCGCACUGCUUGAAUCCUUUGUGAAAUCAGAUGGCUCUUGUGCUUCCAAGCAGUUUGGCGUAGCUUAUGAUGCUCUAUCCUUGAGCAAUAUUGAUAAGCUGAAAGCUGGAAUGCAACAUGCAAUUAGGAUACAGAGGGCAAUUCUUAGACAAGGAAGCACAUCAAUAACUAAGAGUGGUUGUAUAAGAAGUGGAAGAAAAUUUCGGUGGGUAAAGCUGGAAGAUUCGGUGGAUACAAAACUACUGGGCUAUCCCCAAGCUUUGACUAAAUUUUGUUAUUUUCUGAUGGAUGCUUUGCGAGAGAAGGGAGCAAGGAUGAAACCUUUGCUCUGUGCUUGCUUGUCGCAAGAGCCUAACAAGGUAUUGAUUGUAGGAGUUUGUGGGAAGCCUCGACUUGGGGCAGUUCAAGGAAAUGCAUUUGGAAUUGCAUUUAGAAAUGCAGCUGAGGAGAUCGGAGUGGAAUUUUUCCAUGAGUUGUUUGAAUCUUCAUGGAUUGUCCUGGAUGCAGCUGCAGUUAAUUCCUUUAUGGUCAGGUUGACUGAAAAACUCUGAUGUAGGACUUUAAUCCAUGUAUGUCUAACAAAAACCCUCAGUUUUUUUAAGCAUGCUUCUUUUUUUUUUUCAUCAUUAUAGUAUGUCUGAGAUGAUCAAUAAAUUAUUUGCUAUAAUUGAUCUUGUAUGAGUAAAUGUGAUUGUCCUUUCUGACUCUUGGAAAUUGAGUUCUGUUAUUGUUCUUUUAAACACUGUC